Messenger RNA from Strongylocentrotus purpuratus (purple sea urchin), 2780 nucleotides. RefSeq names its product adenosine 3'-phospho 5'-phosphosulfate transporter 2 (gene slc35b3). The coding region runs from base 126 to 1448 and encodes 440 amino acids. The record is from RefSeq and is a predicted model, not a curated record. The transcript has 10 exons. NCBI's taxonomy places the organism in Eukaryota, Metazoa, Echinodermata, Echinoidea, Camarodonta, Strongylocentrotidae. Gene Ontology annotation, cellular component: endoplasmic reticulum membrane; Golgi membrane. Gene Ontology annotation, molecular function: 3'-phosphoadenosine 5'-phosphosulfate transmembrane transporter activity. Gene Ontology annotation, biological process: transmembrane transport.
CAAAAAGAUUGACUGUAGACCAUGUACCACCAGCACCGCUAGGUGGCGUCCUGCUAGUUGACAGUCAGCGGAAUUUUAGUAACAACCGAGAGAGAACUUCAGUCGUGGCAUCAGUUUUUAGAGGCAUGUCAAACCCACACAAGCCUCGGCUAGUGGGCCGUGUCCCAGCCAACCGGGCUCUCACAACCCGCCAGACAUCAGCCUCCAAGCUCAACGACAGCUUCAAGUAUCGCGAGGCAGCAACCUACCUGAUGGAGUUGCCCGAUCCGAGCCAUGUCCAGGGGGCGAGGUCCUCCAGUGGUCUACCCCCCAAGGGGGACGCAGGGUCCGGAGCGGCAAAUGGACAGCGUGUCGUGAACAUGGGGGGUUCGUCUGCAGAUGAUGAUAAAGGGACGAAAGAUCCGAGCAACCAGCGCGAUGUGUUCUACGUUGUUGGGUUUCCUCUUUCAACGUGGUCUACUAGCUUCCAGUUUUUCUUUCUCAUGGGGUCCAUUUUCUUCUUCUUCCUGAUCUAUGGAUAUUGUCAGGAAUUAAUCUUCAGUUUUGACGAUUUCAAGUCUUAUGGCUGGUAUCUGACAUUCACACAGUUUGGUUGUUAUACAAUAUUUGGUCUCCUAGCAACCCAGGUCCAGAGUGACAACAAAAGGAGAAUACCUAUGAAGACAUACUUGCUGCUCUCGAUCCUGACAGUGACGACCAUGGGCAUGUCCAACGCAUCAUUGGGAUAUCUCAACUACCCCACCCAGGUCAUCUUUAAAUGCUGCAAACUUAUACCCGUCAUGAUAGGCGGCGUCCUUAUACAAGGCAAGCCGUAUGGGGUGACAGACGCAUGUGCGGCUAUCUGUAUGAGUAUAGGUCUUAUCUUCUUCACCUUGGCUGACAGUACUGUCUCACCGAAGUUUGACAGGACAGGUAUUAUAUUGAUAUCAUUAGCGUUGGGUGCCGAUGCUGUCAUAGGAAAUGUUCAAGAAAAAGCAAUGAAAGCGCACAGAGCAUCUUCAUCAGAAGUAGUUUUAUAUUCAUAUUCCAUAGGGUUCGUCAUCAUCUUCAUUGGGCUUGUAGCACAUGGUAGUUUUUUAGAGGCUUUCUGGUUUUGUUAUCAAAACCCAGUUAAAACGUAUGUUUAUGCCAUCCUGUUCUCAUUAUCUGGGUAUAUGGGCAUCAUCUUUGUCUUGGCUAUGAUCAGGCAGUUUGGUGCCUUAAUCACUGUAACAGUAACCACCACCAGAAAAACUGUCACGAUGAUAUUAUCGUUCCUUCUCUUCAGUAAGCCAUUUACAAUGCAAUAUGUGUGGUCGGGAAUGCUCGUCAUCUUUGGCAUCUUCUUAAACGUGUACAGCAAGAACAAGACGCCCAUCAACCGCUGGUUUGCUAACAAAGUAAGACAGUUGGUAAUACGGCUACAACAUCAACCCAAAGUCUAUCCAAGUGCAAUGACGGAUGUCUGAUAUUUUUCAGAGGAUAUCCGGAUACGUCUUACAUCCAAUAGUGUUAUCAGAAUAGUUUUUGUAUGCUUAUAUUUUCAGCAAAAUUUAGUUGAGUCUGAUGGUUUGGAAAGUCAUACCAGGGGGGUGUUUCACUAAGACUAAAAUCGACUUUAACUUGAACUUACAUUAUUUAUGGCAGGCCAUUCGUGCCACUGGUUGCUCUUCUCAUUGGUCCCUCAAUUAUGAUCUUUAAAUAAUAUUUUUUCCUUCAAUAAUGAAUUAUCACAAAAUAUAAAUUCUGUAGAUUUGUGAACACGAUUUUUAGGUCCCUUGUGAGACCAUGCCAGUAAACGGUGAGAGCAAACAAUGGCAUGAAUGGCCUGCCAUAGUUAAGUCCAACUUAAAGUCGAUCUUAGUCUUUGUGAAACACCCCCCAGGGCCCUUUACCACAUGGAUAAGUUAACAAUAGAUUGCUAUUUUUCAGUUGAUUGCUAUUUACAAGCAGUUAACCAUUAGAUAAAUUAACCCAUCAUACGAUCAAUUGGUAAGCUUUGAGUCACUGGCCCAGAGCCAUUUUGGAUAGAAUUUGGUACCAAUUACAAGUUACGAUGAAGGUUCUAAGCGAUUGAAAACAUUGCAUUUGGUUGGCUGAGAGCACAUUUGCCAGAGAAUUUUAGUACUUGUUAAUUAAUAACAAGUUUUAUGUAACACGGCCUAGGUCUGUCUUCCAGUGCAAGUUUUUUCACUUGAGUUUUUACAUGUUUAUUUUGUUUUAUCAAAUUCAGUUAAAACAGGUCUGAUUGUUCUUAAAAGAUAUACCGGGUCUGUUUUUCAUCGAUGUUGUUCUCGAUAUAGUUUUUGUACACUUACAUUUUUAUCAAAUUCAGUUAUACAGAGGUCUAAUGGUUUGGGAUUGGCAAACGAGAUGUGGCUUUCAUUGGUUGUAGUCUCACAGGAGUGUUUUAAAGAACGAUUCUUUUCCUCCUUUUCUUCUUUUCUAAAGGAUACCAAUCACCUUUUAAUUAAAAAAGAGAUUGUUCAGCUAGAAGGUAUAGAAUUAAACUAAAAUAACCUUUCCUUGGAAUUCUGUGGCCUAACAGUUAAGGAGUAUGAACAAAUAAAGAACAAUAUAAAACCCUGUGCACAGAACCUAUGACUGACUUGGGUCCUGUACGGGCCAUACUCCGUCCGUGUGAGCGCGUAUAGAUGCGUCGACUAGUCUUCUCGAAAGCCACUUCUAUGUUAAGUAAUACAUGUUUUUUGCAACAUUUCUAUAUAGAAGUAACAUUUAGAGCUGAAUUUUUCAAUAAAGUAAGGCCCGGCGUACACUACAUGAUAUGCCUGCAAUCUGAA